Molecule: messenger RNA, 306 nt
Organism: Argentina anserina (silverweed cinquefoil)
Lineage: Eukaryota; Viridiplantae; Streptophyta; Magnoliopsida; Rosales; Rosaceae
Exons: 1
Coding region: 1-306 (101 amino acids)
Source: RefSeq, a predicted model, not a curated record
AUGGCUGAAAAGGAGGAGAAGAAACCCCAAAGCCCAAGGAUGAAGUGCAAGGGUCCCAACCUAACCAUACCAGAGUUUAGUUUGGACGAUUUCAAGAAACAUUCACACAAUGCCACACCAACAUCUGCAAAACCUCAAAGUGCAAGGUGGAAGAACUGUCUUUGCUCACCCACCACGCACGUCGGAUCAUUCCGUUGCAGACACCACAGGAAUUCAGGACUUCCUCGCGGUGGUUCUGUUGGCUCCAACCUGUCCAACUAUGCAGAGCUGGCCGAGGCGCGCAAACAGAGUCCUCUUAAUGACUAA